AUGCUGAAUAACUGGCUAUUGGCCAUGGCACAGAAUGCUGAGGCAGUUAGAAAGGCGCAGGAAGAGUUGGAUUACGUUGUAGGAUCCGACCGUCUGCCGACCUGGGAGGAUGAAAAUAACCUACUAAGGCUCGGGGGGUAUUUCCGGUGGAAUCUGGGGAUCCUCGCUACUAAUGAUACCAACAUCAUACACCCUGUACAGAGUGAAAGCUGCUCACAUCACGGUAUUCGCCCCUUCGUCCCAAUGUCUAUCCCGUUCGUCCUGAUUGUCGGCGCUGGCCCUAGCGGUCUGCUCCUUGCACUCCUGCUAGGCAAACGGGGAAUCCCCGUGCGGCUGCUCGAAGCGGCAGACUCUCUUGAUGACCGUCCUCGCGCUGCCCAUUAUUCCCCACCCGCUGUGUACGAGCUGCGCCGUGCGGGAAUCAUUGAAGACAUGGAAGCAGAGGGAUCGUUCUUGCCAAAUGGAGCGUGCUGGAGGAAGCUGAAUGGAGAAUUUCUGGCGGCUGUCUCUUCUCCUGGUGCAAAAGACGCAAAUCAGACCCCGUUGACUUGCCUUCCGCUAAAUAAGCUGAACGUGGUUCUUCAGCGACAGAUCGACCAAUUACCCCAUGUGGAGAUCUUGCAUUCUCACAAAGUCACUGCACUGUCCCAGGAUGAUACCAAGGCAUGGGUAACCGUUGAAACCCCGAACGGCCUGCAAACACUGGAAGCGCAAUACAUCGUUGGGUGCGACGGCGCAAACAGCAAAAUCCGUCGCUCUCUAUUUGGUGCCAGAGAAUUCCCCGGGUUUACUUGGGAUAAGCAGAUUGUUGCUACAAAUGUGUACAUAUUAUCCUUCGAGAAAUACGGGUUUGAUUGGGAUUCCAAUUUCAUCAUCCAUCCGGAGCACUGGUAUAUGGCAGCCCGGAUUUCCAAUGACGGUCUUUGGCGCGUCAGCUACGGCGAGGUGGCGGGCCUCAGCUUCGACGAACUGAAGGCUAGACAGCCGGCGAAGUUCAAGGCCUUCUUACCGGGUAGUCCUGACCCUGGGGAUUAUAGAGUUGCCAAUUUCAGCCCUUACAAAGUCCACCAGCGCCUUGCUAAGAAAAUGAGGGUCGGACGGUUCCUCUUAGCUGCCGACGCGGCACACUUAUGCAACCCCUUCGGCGGUCUAGGAUUGUCGGGCGGAAUUGUGGACGUGGGAGGUCUCUACGACUGUCUAGCGGGUAUAUAUACUGGACAAGCCGACGACAGCAUCCUUGACAUCUACUGCAAGGACCCCGAGACAGCACUCGAGGAGAGCGAGUUUUUGAAAACGUGCAAGAAGGCCGAGACGGAUGAUGCAGUUGCUGCUUCACAGAGGAAGGGGCUGGAAGCUUUACAGUAUGACUUUACGCGGCAUUACCGGAAAUGA
This is a messenger RNA of Aspergillus bombycis, 1392 nucleotides long. RefSeq lists its product as uncharacterized. The coding region runs from base 1 to 1392 and encodes 463 amino acids. Gene Ontology annotation, biological process: 3-(3-hydroxy)phenylpropionate catabolic process. Lineage: Eukaryota; Fungi; Ascomycota; Eurotiomycetes; Eurotiales; Aspergillaceae. The record is from RefSeq and is a predicted model, not a curated record. Gene Ontology annotation, molecular function: iron ion binding; 3-(3-hydroxyphenyl)propionate hydroxylase activity; FAD binding. The transcript is spliced from 5 exons.